Messenger RNA from Gongylonema pulchrum, 462 nucleotides. The record is from the annotation of a GenBank genome assembly. NCBI's taxonomy places the organism in Eukaryota, Metazoa, Nematoda, Chromadorea, Rhabditida, Gongylonematidae.
GUGUUUGCUGUGGUCACCUACGAUUCAGAAGCCGAAUGUUAUCGUUUGUGGAUUUAUUCGGAAGAAACCGUUCCCGCUUAUGGACCAGCGCUUCCACGUCCCAAUGUUUUUCAUGAUGCACAAAAAUUUCGUGAAUUUCUGCUAACAAAAUUGAUAAAUGCCGAAAAAGCGGCAUUUCAAGCAAAAGUAUUUGUGGAGAAACGACGCAACACAAUGGAUGCUAUGAUUAAGGACAUGUAUAUUGAGCAUAUGAAAGAAAUUAAUAAAGUGGGGAUUUGCAAAAUUACGGAUAACGUUAUUCAAAAGUUACGCAGUCCAGUGAAGAAGGACAAGCCAAGAGAGCUGACGGAUUUUUGCAAAUUCGGAGAGCUGAUCAAGCUGGAGAAAAUGCUCUGCGGUGAUAUUUCACAAACAAUUAAAGCUACAGCUCGAAAACGAGUUCGGAUUUACCUGCUUUUAUAA